Molecule: messenger RNA, 668 nt
Organism: Lobosporangium transversale
Lineage: Eukaryota; Fungi; Mortierellomycota; Mortierellomycetes; Mortierellales; Mortierellaceae
Exons: 2
Coding region: 47-622 (191 amino acids)
Source: RefSeq, a predicted model, not a curated record
CCCCCUCAGUCACUCAUUUAGACUAUCAGAAAUCAUACAGUGUACCAUGUCUCGUCCAAAAGAAUAUUGCUGCUGCUGCGUUCCUCUAGGCUUUGGAGUCAUCAUUAUCUGCCUCCUUGCAUUAGUUCAUGGCAUUUUCAACCUUGUGACCACCCAACAGGGAGAACCCAUUUCACUCACGUCUAAUGUCCUUGCAUUGAUAUCUGGUGGUCUCUUCUUGCUGCUUGGACUGGGUGGUGGUUAUUGCGCUCUCUCCAAGUCCUACAAGCGAGUCAAGGCUUUUUCAAUACUCUGGUGGAUAGCGACUGCUGUCAUUACAGCAUUUAAUAUCGUGGACUUUUCUCUGGUAUCCCGACAUAAAGAAGAUAUCAAAUUGGCUUGCCAAAAGGAAUUAGGGGAUAUAACUUAUUCUACUUCUUUGCCGGAAGAUUGCUAUGGAGCUGUAACGACGAUGCUAGUCCUCUUUCUGGUCCUCGACAUGAUGCUCAUGUUGUUUUUCGGACACGCUAUCCACCUCUAUGCUAAUCAGCUCAAAGGCCCUGAUGAUAAUGUUAAUCAAGACCACCCCCUAUCUGAGAUUGAACCACAACAUAAAGUAGAGUUGCCUGAAUACAGGCCUUAAGAAGAAAUAUACCAAGAUAAAUGAAUAUAAUAUGACUAGAAUGUAA